Molecule: messenger RNA, 1945 nt
Organism: Physella acuta
Lineage: Eukaryota; Metazoa; Mollusca; Gastropoda; Physidae
Source: RefSeq, a predicted model, not a curated record
UGGUGGUGGUAUCGCCGCUGUUGGUGGUGGUAGUGUCGGUGGUCUAGCGGCUUAAUCUGGUGUCAAAUUACAAGUACAUCGCCUUAUGUUUACCUACACUUCUUUUAAUAAAGUGGUAUUGUUUUAACUUUUUGCGCAGGUCGCAGGCUGGAGGCAGAUGGCCAACGUGGCAAACACACCUGAACCUGUACGAUGCCUGUCCAGGGGCGUCACCCACAUUACGCUACCUGGGCCCCUCCCUGAUCAACGAGCUGUCAAUCAAAGACCGUGGACGUCACACAGGGCGUUCCCGUCUUCCCGCUUUAUGAGGACGGCGUCGAGAAGAUUGAUGGAGCGGUCCAGCGUCGAGUCAAAACGACCCAAGGUCGCCUCGUUCUGGCUCAAGUCACGUGACACGGGCGGGGUGGAACUGGGUCACGCCGAGUACAUCGCCCGUCUGACGUCACUGAGGGACUCGUUGCUGGACCAGGAGCAGGUGUACUUGGCCCAAGCCCUUGACCGCUUACGACUCCACUCACUGACCAGCAAGUCCAGCUCCUACCGUCUCAAGUUUACUGGCGACGACACUGUCAAGCGGUCAGGCCCUGUAGCCCAGGGGCGUAACCUGCUGACCACAGUGGAGAAGUUCCGACAGAUGCGCCCCAGGCCCCACUACCCCACCAUCGCCCCCCUACAGGGCACGCCCCUGCUGGAACAAAUCCCAGUCAGGACGAAACAAAUCCCGGAUACAAGUUCUCACUUUGGUGCUGACCCUAGGCAGAGCAGGGAGAUAAUUCAACAUACACCAAGGUCAGCUAACUCUAAGCUGGAUGAGACUGUCCAGGCAAAUCUCCAGAGGCUGAUCCAACCGACUAGCAGCAUUCCAAACGUCGGCAGGAAGUCGGUCAAGGUCCAGGAACAGCUGGAGGUCAGGCCCAGACAGCUGCCCCAGCUGAGGUCACGUGCCCCUAGACCGGCAGGACGGCAGAUGGUCAGUCCAUAUCUGCCAGCCCAAAGUCUGACCACCCAAGGGUUAAGUCCCUUAUCCUUAUCGCCAUACAGCGUUUAUACAAGUUCAAACCACGCUCUACACGUUAAAAAGGGGAAUAACCAAGAAAACACUGACUUGGAGUUGUCUCAAAACUUUUCUUACGAUUAUUACGUCAGCCGUGGGAGCUUGAGACGUCAGGAGAGUGACGACGAUGAUGACGUCAUCGACACGGACAAAUCAAGACACGACACACACAGCGAGCGUAAACUGAGCAGGCGUUACAACACACCAAAUACGUCAUUCCGCCAGUCCCUCCAUUCCAUCCCCCACACCUCACAGACUGUCAAACCCCUGAUCGACACCCUUCCCACCCCUAGGGUACUGGAACCCGAGGCUAGAAACACCAUCAGCGUGUUUCUACCCGACCAGUCGAGUCAGGAGAUCAGCGGCUUCACGUUCUACAACUCUGACCAGGAUUCAGACGACGAAAGGGAGUUAACUCCCAACCAUGGUGAUAAGAUAACUCACGACGACGACCCUGUACAAUCACGAACAAAAACUCUGACACAAGAUGACACUGAUAGUUUUAAACACAAUGAUUCAACAUUGCAUGAUGAGUUAAACAAACAAUCACCCACACAUUUAGAGAACUAUUUGUUUUCCAAUGUAUCGAAAUCGAACAUGGACGCUCCUGAUAUUGUACUUAAACCUGCCACCCCUCUACCUGGGUUCAACCACUUAACUCAUGAGGAAAGGGCAGAUAACGCUUUCGUUCAAUCUGUUCCAAACUUGACAAAAACAAUGAAGCAAAAAGAACUUAGAAAAAAAGAACUGCAAAAUUUGUUCGAGGAUGUCAAAGAAUUGACACAAAGAGUUGAACACAUUCAAAACAAAGAAUGAUUUUAAAAACAUCACAUAUAUAAACCUGUAUACCAGAGGCGUAGCUGCGGGGGUGGGGGGGGGGUAUAUAUGUCC